ACAAACAACGUCGGUCGAACCUCGUAACAAACAAAGCUGCCCACGGGGAAAGUGUUUAGCUACCCGUAAUUGCCACCGUCGUGUGGUGUAACUGUGCAGUGAACAGUGAAACCCUACUAAAAACGAAGUUCGGUGCUGGUCAGUGCUAAACAAUUGAUAUGAAUUGUAAAUUGUUUGGUAGCUGCGAACAAAAUACAGAACAAGUCUGAAUUCCCGUCAACGUCAGCUCGAAGAAGCAUAUUCAAUUGAUGUAAUACGAAACAAUAACAAAGUCCUGUGAAGCUUGGCUAGCCCGGUAAUAACAAGAAGCAAAUAUUUUUUUUUCUGGGCGCACGAAAAUGGAUUAUACCAACUUUCCCAACCUGACCAGCGUUUAUUCGCCCAAUCGUGAUGCGUGCCUAGUACUGAAUAAGACCAAAAUCUUGAUUAACCUAUACGAAGGUAUCCCGGAAACGUUGCUGUUGAAUGUGAUAGCGUGGUUCUUCUUGAUACUGUUGUUCACAUUGCUUCGCCAGCAAGCCUGGGAUUAUGGGCGGCUAGCGUUGGUGAACAGUCACGGUGAGAAUAAGCGCUGGACGCAGCUGUUUUAUGCCCAUGGCAAUGUGCCCGGAGGUGGUGGAGCGAUGGGAAGUUCGACGGAAACAUCGGACACACUCAACAGUCUCAGCAUUGAUCGGGGCUUUUUCUCCUGGAUAGUGGCUACAUUUCGUCUAACGAAGGAGCAAAUACUUACCCACAGUGGUCCGGAUGCAGUGCACUAUCUUUCAUUUCAGCGACACCUGAUCGUGGUGAUGGGUAUUAUGACAGUGAUUUCGAUAGCUAUUAUACUUCCGAUCAAUUUUUCUGGCACACUCAGCGGCGAUAAGAACUCGUUUGGGCACACGACAAUUUCUAACCUCGAACCAGACUCACCCUCGAUGUGGGCACACGUCGUGUUUGCUAUUGCCUAUGUACCGAUGGUGGUACUGAUCAUGCGCCGGGCAUCUGGCCGUAACGCUUUCAAAACCGCCCCGACGCGUACGAUUAUGGCGACCAAUAUUUCGCAAGGAGACUGCAGCAAAACCAUCAUAAGAACCUAUCUACAACAGCUGUUCCCGGACGUGUCGAUUGAAGACAUUCAAAUGGCGUACAAUAUAUCGAGCUUAAUAAAAGCGGCUGAAGAAUACGAACGGACAGUUGAGGCACGCAUCUACUGUGAAGCUCACCGUAAUCGGGAUGCGAUCCAGGCUCAACCAUCUUGUUUCAGUUGCGAGAAGGUAGAUGCAUUGGAGUAUUACAAAGAUCACGAGGCACGAUUAGCUGGAGAGGUGGCGCGAUUGCGUGCAUCAGCACUGAACGAGCCGCUCGGCAUUGCGUUCGUAACGCUCAACUCUGCCCAUGAGGCGCAACACGUUAUGUUGCACUUUAAGCCCGGAACGUAUCGAGAGUGGAACCUUUCGUUUGCGCCGGCACCAUCGGAUAUAUUCUGGGAAAAUCUUAACAUCGAUACCGCUCAGUGGUACUGCAAGUGGGCGACGGUUAACUUCGCGCUAUUUCUGUUCCUCUUUUUCCUUACCACUCCCGUCAUCAUUGUGAAUCAACUGGAUACGCUAUCGCUAACGAAAAAUACCACCUCACAGAUCAGCAAGAUUAGUCCGCUGGUUUCGGAAUUCCUGCCCACGUUACUGCUAUGGUCCUUGUCUGCACUGAUGCCAGUGAUCGUCGCAUACUCGGAUACGUGGUUGUCGCACUGGACACGCUCGCGACAAAACUAUCUUAUAAUGACAAAAACCUUUGGCUAUCUGCUGUUCAUGAUACUAAUUCUACCGUCUCUCGGUUUGACAAGCGCCCAGGCGCUACUGCAAUGGACAAUUGAGUCCAACGAUACGUAUCGGUGGGAAUGCAUCUUUUUGCCGGACAAAGGUGCGUUCUUCGUGAACUACAUCAUUACCGCCGCAUUCAUCGGUACGGCGCUCGAGUUGAUUCGCUUUCCGGAUCUAAUAUGCUACCUCUGGAAGCUGGCGACGGCAAAAUCGCGGGCCGAGACACCCUAUAUCCGUAAAUCGAUCCUUAUUACGUUCCCGUUUGGUAUCCACUACGCCUGGAUGGUGAUGGUGUUUACGACUAGCACAGUAUACAGUCUGGCCUGUCCACUAAUCAUGCCUUUCGCCAUGGUAUACAUUACGCUGAAACAUUUCGUUGACAAGCAUAAUCUCUUCUUUGCAUUCGCACCAUCGAAUAUGAUCAGCCAAGGUAGUGGGGGUAAGAUUCACAGCACUGCUGUGACAAUGACGAAAUUUUCGGUUGUCCUGUUGCUAAUUAUUAUGGCAGCGUUAGCAGUGGUGCGUACUGGACAGGUUGAACUGCGUGCGGUUGUACUAAUACUGGCGUUGUGCGCCACACUCGUCAUGUUCGCCUGCAUGUCUCCGAUCAAACGGUGCACAACUACACCGCUGCGCAUUGUCGAAAUGGAUGGGCCAGCUCCAAUCUACGUAGCGGAUGUAUUGAUAAACCGACGCAUGGUGUCGGACAGUCCGUCCCAUCUCAGCUAUGGGUCAGAUACGACCAUGAACAUUGUGAUGAAUGAUGCCGGUGUCAGUCACGUUGAGCUUGGAAAUACAUUCGUCACACACAUUGUGAAAAUGCCGUCUGCAAUUGGAAUCGAUUUGGGCACGACGUACUCGUGCGUAGGAGUGUUUCAGCAUGGAAAGGUGGAAAUCAUUGCCAACGACCAGGGCAAUCGAACGACACCGAGCUAUGUUGCCUUCUCGGACGCGGAGCGGCUUAUCGGCGACGCGGCCAAGAAUCAGGUGGCCAUGAACCCCACAAACACCGUGUUCGAUGCGAAACGAUUGAUCGGACGCCGGUAUGACGACCCGAAGAUUCAGGCCGAUCUGAAACACUGGCCGUUCACGAUAGUGAACGACUGCGGCAAACCAAAGAUUCAGGUGGAAUUCAAAGGAGAACGCAAGACGUUUGCGCCAGAGGAGAUCAGCUCGAUGGUGCUGACAAAAAUGAAGGAAACGGCUGAGGCAUACCUGGGCCACCCGGUGAAGAACGCAGUCAUUACAGUUCCAGCCUACUUUAACGACAGCCAGCGACAGGCUACGAAGGACGCCGGUGCCAUCGCGGGUCUGAAUGUGAUGCGCAUCAUCAACGAACCGACAGCGGCCGCAUUGGCUUACGGAUUGGAUAAGAAUCUGAAAGGCGAACGCAACGUGUUGAUAUUCGAUCUGGGCGGAGGAACGUUCGACGUGUCCAUACUGACCAUCGAUGAAGGCUCGCUGUUUGAGGUACGAGCCACUGCCGGGGACACCCACUUGGGAGGCGAAGAUUUCGACAACCGAAUGGUGGCACACUUCGUAGAGGAAUUCAAGCGCAAGUACAAAAAGGACCUAUCGAAGAACGCCCGGGCACUGCGACGCCUGAGGACGGCUUGCGAGAGAGCGAAGCGAACGCUUUCCUCCAGCACAGAGGCAACGAUCGAGAUCGACGCCCUGAUGGAUGGAAUCGACUACUACACGAAAAUAAGCCGUGCACGCUUCGAAGAGCUUUGCUCGGAUCUAUUCCGCUCUACGCUGCAUCCGGUGGAGAAAGCCCUCUCGGACGCAAAGAUGGACAAGAGCUCUAUUCACGACAUCGUCCUAGUGGGUGGCUCUACCCGAAUUCCGAAAGUACAAUCGCUGUUGCAGAACUUCUUCUGCGGCAAAUCGUUGAACCUGUCGAUCAAUCCCGACGAGGCGGUGGCCUACGGUGCGGCGGUCCAAGCGGCUAUUCUGAGUGGUGAUAAGGAUGAAAAGAUCCAGGACGUGCUGUUGGUCGAUGUGGCUCCACUAUCUCUGGGAAUCGAAACCGCCGGAGGAGUGAUGACGAAGCUGGUCGAGCGCAACUCGCGUAUCCCGUGUAAACAGACGCAAUCCUUCUCGACCUACGCGGACAACCAGCCGGGUGUAUCGAUCCAGGUGUUUGAGGGCGAGAGAGCGAUGACGAAGGAUAACAAUCUGCUGGGCCAGUUCGAUCUCUCGGGCAUUCCGCCGGCACCGCGCGGUGUGCCAAAGAUCGAGGUCACGUUCGAUUUGGACGCGAACGGCAUUCUGAACGUGUCGGCGAAGGAAAUGAGCACUGGCAAGGAGAAAAACAUUACGAUCAAGAACGACAAGGGCCGCUUGUCGCAGGCUGACAUCGAUCGCAUGCUGUCCGAUGCGGAGAAAUUCCGCGAGGAGGAUGAAAAGCAACGGGAGCGUGUUGCCGCGCGCAAUCAGCUCGAGGCGUACUGCUUCAGCCUGAAACAAUCGCUAGAGUCAGCCGGUUCGAAGCUAAACGAAAGCGACCGCAAAACGGUAGCGGACCGGUGCAACGAGACCUUGCGCUGGAUCGAUGGGAACAGCAUGGCAGAGAAGGAAGAGUACGAUCACAAAAUGCAAGAGCUUACGCAAUCCUGCAGUCCGAUCAUGACGAAGCUGCAUCAGCAAUCAGGAGCCGGUCCAUCGCCGACCAGUUGUGGACAGCAAGCUGGCGGGUUUGGUGGACGUUCAGGACCAACAGUAGAGGAAGUGGAUUAAGAGAAGAAAAAUGCGUCCAGUUUCAGCGAUAAUGCCGCCAAGGCGAACAAGAAGACUGUGUUAAUAACUGUACACAAAUAUGAAUAAGUAUUUGAAUAGGAAAAUAAUGUAUUACUUAUAUUAUUCAGUUAUUUGCUGUAUCGCAAGAAAUGUUCCUCGUUGAAUAAAGGAUGAUAAUUGAAAGUAGAAUAUGAAAAAUGUGUUGAACUUUAAUCGUUCUGGGGGUUUACAUUAUGUUUCACCGUGUAUUGGUUGAGAAUGGGUUUGUUUUGAAGUAAUUUUGAAUGCCACGAUACACUUUGUUCAAUUUAAUCAUUCCUCCAUAUUUACAGUUCUUGUAAAGUAAAAUAGAAACUA
This is a messenger RNA of Anopheles funestus (African malaria mosquito), 4898 nucleotides long. RefSeq lists its product as uncharacterized. Gene Ontology annotation, molecular function: ATP-dependent protein folding chaperone; heat shock protein binding; ATP binding. Lineage: Eukaryota; Metazoa; Arthropoda; Insecta; Diptera; Culicidae. Gene Ontology annotation, cellular component: cytoplasm; membrane. Gene Ontology annotation, biological process: cellular response to unfolded protein; protein refolding. The coding region runs from base 339 to 4541 and encodes 1400 amino acids. The record is from RefSeq and is a predicted model, not a curated record. The transcript has 4 exons.